AUAUUCCAUGGAAGUCUAUCAAAUACUUUAACUAACUUCGCACAAAUCUAUAAAAAUGUACCAAAUCUACAAAAGUCAAUCACUUGAUAAAAUUCCUUCAAAGUCCCAAUUGAAAGAAAAUUUCCUGCCAUUUGUGUGCUUCUCUAGUGUUUGAUUUAAAGCAUCAAAGAAAAUUUCUCAACUCAUUUUGGGGUACUGAUAAAGAUAGGAUGAAGGCGAGCUUGGAAGGCGAAAAGGUGAUACUGGUACCUUACAUGAGAGAGCACGUGCCUAAAUACCAUGAUUGGAUGCAAGAUCCUGCCAUCCUCGAAGCCACAGCUUCCGAGCCCCUCACACUUGAACAAGAAUUUGACAUGCAAGUCUCCUGGACACAAGACCCCCUCAAGCGGACUUUUAUAGUACUGGACAAAGAAUUGGUUGUUGGAGACUUCAUUCCUGGAGAUCCCCAUGUUGAAGCCAUGGUUGGUGAUGUGAAUAUAUAUAUGAAUGACAUGGAUGACCCCCAAAUGGCUGAGAUUGAAAUAAUGAUUGCUGAACUAAAAAGGGGAGUUUACAUUUGCAUCCCAGUCAGGCUUUGCCAUCCUAUGAAAUUGUCUAGUUCACGAAAGCUUGUUUUAUUUGAGACUAUGGCCUGUUUGGCUGGGGUUUUGCUUAUUCUUCUUGUGGAAGAGUUUUCUAAAAAAGUUAUGUUAGGCCAACCUCCUUUGAAAGCUCUUCUAAUCAUCACAUUGACGGAGACAGUCUACUAUGUAUUGAAAUGGUAA
Molecule: messenger RNA, 764 nt
Organism: Olea europaea var. sylvestris
Lineage: Eukaryota; Viridiplantae; Streptophyta; Magnoliopsida; Lamiales; Oleaceae
Product: N-acetyltransferase 9-like protein
Exons: 7
Coding region: 210-764 (184 amino acids)
Biological process (GO): protein acetylation
Molecular function (GO): N-acetyltransferase activity
Source: RefSeq, a predicted model, not a curated record